Molecule: messenger RNA, 1560 nt
Organism: Humulus lupulus (European hop)
Lineage: Eukaryota; Viridiplantae; Streptophyta; Magnoliopsida; Rosales; Cannabaceae
Exons: 5
Coding region: 541-1152 (203 amino acids)
Biological process (GO): proteolysis
Molecular function (GO): cysteine-type peptidase activity
Source: RefSeq, a predicted model, not a curated record
UACAAACAAAAGGUAGCAGAAGGAACUUUGGUGGUGGAAGGAUCCAAAUAUGUCCUAACAUUGGCUUUGGGCACCCCUGAGCAUUCUGGACGUGUUAGGGGGAUGCCUAAAGGUGUCACCCCUACACAAUUUUUUAAGACACCAAAGCCUAAGAGAAAAAGUCAGCUCGAAGUAUCUACUUCAGAAGAUAGUCGCAUUAAUAGGCUGGAAGAGCAACUUCGACAAUCUAAUGAGAGGAACUGUCGAACUGAGGAGAAAUUAAAUCAAUUGAUGGAGCAAUUUAGAUCGACACAUAGCAAUAUCGGUGAGUCAUCGCAUGCAUCUGGUUCUUGUGUGGGAAGAGCAGCCUCUAAUGUAUCACCACCACCACCACCACUAGCACCAUAUGUUGAACAAGAGGUUGUUCCACCAGUACUAGCACCACCACCACCACCACUAGCACCACAUGUUCAACAAGUGCUUAUUCCACCAAUACUAGCACCACCACCACCACAUGUUCAACCAAUGAUUACUCCACCAGAACCAUAAGUUCCACCAACUAUGCAUGAGUUUGCUAUCAAAACGAGAGACAACAUAGUUGCAUCGGGAUACAUCCUUAAGACUGAUAGUACAGAUAUCCAUGGAAAAAAGAUGCCUAAAGAAGUUGCUUGUGUAGUCGUUGAGGUAGCCCACGAUGAGAUGGCUAGGCUACAAUUUCCUAAUUUGAAUGUAGGGAUCACUUUGGUAGGUCAAGCAGUUGGGGUACCAGUAGCAUGGCAUAAACAUCUUAUUAUCGACGAAAGUGAGCAGGGACAGAAGAGAAAGCAAGAAGAUAUUGAGGCAAUGAUACCUUCCACUCAACAUCCACAGCCCCCAAAGCUUCCGCGUGUAGAGCCAUUGACACAGGAGGUAGUGUCAAUCUCUCACAAUGAUUCGGCAUCCAUGUCAAGCAAUUUGACCUCUUUAUUGAAGUUUGUAUCACUAUGGGAUAAUGACUACCACAAGAAGAUUAAUAUCCCAUCGCAUGUUUUUGGAUACAACACGAUUGCUACGCUUUUCAAGGAUGAUGUGACGCAAUUUUGCAAUAUGGACAAGAUUGGGCAAACUCCAAUGAUAUUGUAUUUGAGUGCCGACAACAACCAAAAACCACAGAGUGCGGUAUCUACUGCAUGAAGUAUGCUAGGGAUCUCAUUUCACAACGAAGAACCAGAGCAUAUCUAUCGAAUAAUUUCAAUUCAGAUUUACCAUAUACUGACGCAGAACUUAAUGAAGUUCAAGAAGAGUGGGCAAAAUAUAUUCUACUGCAACUCGCUAAAUGAUGGCAUCCUUGCUUAGUACCUAUGAGAGGGGAUUUAAUCAUUUUUUGAUCUUUUUAUUUCUUUUAUUAGAAAUUGUUAGAACUAAUCAAAUACAGAAUCAAUCUAACAAAUUAUAUGUAGUUAAUUUAGCUUUUUGAGGUGUAUAUUGCGCUAAAUAUUCAUUUUAUGACAAACUUUUUUGGAACUAUGUAUUUCUUUUACUUAGAAAGUGUUAUAACUAAUCAAAUGUAAAGUUAAUGUUACUAAUGUUAAUUUAAUUUAA